Molecule: messenger RNA, 1812 nt
Organism: Symbiodinium sp. CCMP2592
Lineage: Eukaryota; Dinophyceae; Suessiales; Symbiodiniaceae
Source: the annotation of a GenBank genome assembly
AUGCUGGCCUAUCGCCACGACGAGUCCACAGGGAGCUCGGAAUUCCUGGAAGAUGAGUCCAAAGCACAACUCUGGGCUCAGGUUCGCUUCAUUCUCGUAGAUGAUGCCUGGAAUGCAUCGAAUCCCAAUGGAGACGACCGGGUUACGGAGGAGGAGUUCGUAGGCUUUCUGCUGCAGGACCAGCUUUGCCGAGAAAAUCAGCCUUUGCAUGUUCGUAUCUUGAAAGGUGGCAUGGACAUGGGCCAUCAGGACUAUGGUCUCGAUGCCGUGAUGGGUGAGCUGAGCUGGAGGCACAUCGACGUCUUCUUUCAAGGCUACGUCCUGCUUGAGCGCUAUGUAGCCCUGGGGUUCGGAAGUGUGGAGGGUGUCUCGCUGGUCGGCUUCCGCGGAUUCCUGCAGUCACUCUUUGCCACGAAGGAGGCGGUUGAACGGGACUUAGUUAGCAACAUGGACUCCGACGGAAGUGGAAUAGUCACGAACGAGGAGUUCAAACGCUUCGUGACGCGGACCUUGGGCCUCACCGCUGAGAACGCAGACGACGUCUUGGCUUCUCUCUGCCAGGCUCCGAGCGUGCUGCGUCUGACGGAGCGCCAGCUGGAUGCCAUAACCUAUGACCUGACACUCCCCAGCCUGCGCAUCCUUCUGCGUGCGGAUCACCCGACAGUGGAGGACGUGUUGGCCUUUCUGGACACGAGUCAAGACGGCCAGAUCAGCCAACAGGAAUGGGCAGCGGGCCUGUUGAGGAAGCGGGUGACUUCGGCGAACGCACGGGACCUCUUCGAGGUUUUGGACCCUGGGCAACUAGGCUACCUCACGGUAGACACUCUGCGACUCAUUCGCGGCAACUUGGCUCUUUGCGAUUACCGCGAGUUGGUGAAGCCCGAGCUGGGCGAUCUCAACCAGACCCUCUGGGAUGCUGACACGGACGGGAACCUUCGGGUCACACCGGAGGAGUUCGUCCGACAGGCGAUGCCCUUCUGCCUGACAGAGGCCGAAGCUUUGGCCGUGCACGCGGAGAUGGACUUCCUGAGCCAAGGCUUCGUGGACCUAUUUCCCAUGUCGUCGGCCAGGAUGCCUUUUGUCCUCCAGCGCGGGUCACUGGCGAGCUACCGAAGCUGUCUGCAAGGUUACUUCGGCGAUGCGGCGGCAGCAGUCCAGGACCUGGCCGUGGCCGCUGCAGGGUUCCCGGCCUCGGCUCGCGCCCUGGCGCAGCAGGGCGCCAAGGCGGCGUGGCUGCUGCGAGCGACUUCGGAGCAACUUUUCGACCGCGCCGAUCCGCUGGCCUCGGGGCUCAUGUCGCGCGCGAGAUACCAGGGGCUCUUUGCGGGCACCAUGACGCUGGUCGGCUUCCGCCUGUUGCUGGCGGAGGUGGCGCCUGAUGGAAGCGCCGAGCUCAUCUCGCGAGCUGAUGUGGACAGGGGCGGCGGCAUCAACCUUGCAGAGUUCAUCGAGAUGGGCUUGCUGCUUCGCAUCGGAACCUCGAACUCUGAGGCUCUCUUCGGAUUGUUGAACUACUCCAGUGGCACAGAGCUUGGACCUGGGCAGCUCCGGCCCGUUUCGCAAACUGCCGUGACUUUGGUGGACCUGCGGCUGCUGGCCCUUGGCGAAUUCCCAGGUGCAGAUGGUCAGGAAGAGGCCUUGGCAGCUGCGGACCAGGACCGAUCGCAGAACGUCGAGCUCGCGGAAUUCCUGACGUUUGCAGGUUGGGAGGGGGCAGUCCUAUUCCUAAUGCUCGAGGAUCCAGGCUUUCUGAAAGGCCCCCGUAAGGCUUGGAUAUGGGGCCGGGGUCCAUGGCUGCGCAAGGAGGGGUAG